This is a messenger RNA of Boleophthalmus pectinirostris (great blue-spotted mudskipper), 1201 nucleotides long. RefSeq names its product claudin 10e (gene cldn10e). Gene Ontology annotation, cellular component: bicellular tight junction; plasma membrane. The record is from RefSeq and is a predicted model, not a curated record. NCBI's taxonomy places the organism in Eukaryota, Metazoa, Chordata, Actinopteri, Gobiiformes, Gobiidae. Gene Ontology annotation, biological process: bicellular tight junction assembly; cell adhesion. The transcript is spliced from 5 exons. The coding region runs from base 133 to 1191 and encodes 352 amino acids. Gene Ontology annotation, molecular function: structural molecule activity.
AGUGAGUCCUGUAGCCCUUUAGGAUGAACAAUGAUCUGUGGAUAGUGGAGAGACAAAGGACAAUCAGACUGGAUUUUAUGGAUUAAAAACAUCAAGGACAUUUUUAGCUGUGAAGUUUGGCAAAUACAUAAUAUGAAGAUCAGAGUGGUGCAGAUAUGGGGCUUCCUCAUGACAGUUCUUGGGUGGAUUUUUGUGGCCUGCACCAUGGCGAUGGAGGGCUGGAAAAUCACUUCUAUUGGAGGCAUGGCUGGAUCAUCCAUUAUCAAAGUGGCUUGGUACUGGUCUAGUCUGUGGAGGUCUUGUUUUACAGACUCCACUGCUGUCAGCAACUGCUAUGACUUCCCAGUGUUGUGGUCAGUGGAGGGACACAUCCAAAUAGUGCGUGGGUUGCUAAUGGCUGCCCUUUCUUUGGGCAUGCUUGGCUUUGUGCUUAGUAUGUUGGGAAUGGAGUGCACAUAUCUUGGAGGCCAGGAUCUUUCUAAAUACAAGAAGGUCUACGCUGGAGGAUGGUGUCAUAUUAUAAGUGGUGUGCUGUCUACAAGUGGAUACGCUGUUUAUGCUCAAUAUGUCUCCGUGGAAUACUUUAACCCUGACUUCCAAGACCUCAAAUAUGACCUUGGUACGCCACUGUUCUUGGGCUGGGUUGGUUCUGCCUUCCAUAUGGCCGGUGGUUUCUUCUACCUGUGGUCUGUGUGCAAGCCCCUGUGUGGAGGAGGAGAGCCAGUGGUGGUAGCUGUCAGAGGUUUACCAGACGUGGAGAAAAACACCACAACCAACUUAAACAAGUCUACCACAGUGUUAUCCACCCAGUCGGACCUCACCUCCCAGUCCAAACUUUCCUCCAUUUCUGAGCUUUCAUCCAAACAGUCAGAUGUAUCGGAAAUCUCCUCCAGGUCGGCUCGCACCUCCAAAACAGGACGGACAUCCAGAACAUCCAGGACUCCCAGAAGCCCCAGGGCAGCAGGCUCCCGGGCUUCCACCUCCAGAUUAGGCUCAGAGUCAGGGAGGUCUUCCAGGUCCAGUUUAUCCACCAUCUCAGGGUCUAGCAGGAGCAGUAGGAGCAGUAGGAGCAGUAGGAGCAGUGGGAGCAGUGGGAGCAGUGGGAGCAGUGGGAGCAGCCGGACAGUGUCUACAAUAUCGGGAAUUUCCAAGAGUGAAUCAGCGCAGUUUGUAAAGAAUUCCUACAUAUAAAUUUUUUUUU